Molecule: messenger RNA, 3060 nt
Organism: Naegleria fowleri
Lineage: Eukaryota; Heterolobosea; Eutetramitea; Acrasida; Naegleriidae
Exons: 2
Coding region: 1-3060 (1019 amino acids)
Source: RefSeq, a predicted model, not a curated record
AUGAUUACUACAUCCUCAUCCUUACUGCACUCUUCUUCUACAACGCCCGCCAUCACCUCAACAAGCCAAUCUAUUCAUAUCAUUCAAAGUAAUAAUAACAAUAAUAAUAAUUAUAAUAACAACAGCAGUAGCAACAACAGCAGUGGCCACAACUCCUCCUCACGACCAAACAAAAGGAGACGAAAACGAGGAAUUUCAAAUACAAAAUUGCUUGAACAAACCCAAACGUUUUCUGGAAAAGGUGCUCCCACUAUUCAAGAGCGUCAUCAUAAGCAACCGUCCAUCAUUAGAGGAAAGCAACCAGCUGCGAUUUCUUCUUCUUUGCUGGCAUCACCACCAUCUUCAUCGAUUAAAAGUAGUACAGUCAGUAGAGUGGUCCCAUCGACGAACAUCAACCAGACAUCAACUGUUGCAACAUCAGGGAAAACCUCGUCUUGCAUCAAUUCUAUCCUUGAAUCCAACAACAAGCGUCAUCUUCAACAAUAUUCAUCAUCCACAGCAGUUCCACCACGAUUACAAAUAGCGAGAGAUCAAACAGACGCGUUGGCUCAACAAUCCUUAUCUAUUCAUUCAAACAAGAAAAACAACCGAACACUUAUGCCCGAUAAGAAAAGAGGCUCGUUAGUGUUGACUUGUUCGAGUGGAGGCGAAGAGGAUGAUACUACUCCUAAUUAUGGUUGCACUGCAUCCAUCAAUAAGGAGAUGCAUAUUCAUACGAUAAUGGAUAUGAAGGCUGUAAAUUCUGAUUCUGGAGUUCUGGAGAGACGUGAUAACUCUGGCAACACAUUGAUGCCUCAGCCCUCAAGUACUACUUCUCCCAUCUCUGAAACUUCCUCCUCUGAAGAGGUGGUUAUUACCUUUAAUUCUGUUUGCAAUCUUAAUACAACAACAGCACCUCUAAAUGUCUGUACCAGCACUACACAAGAUACCACAAGAAGUCGAUCCAAUUCAAAGACCAUUGCGUUGAGCAUCAAGAUUGAGGAUACUGGCUCCAAUAAUUCGAACAUGGCGAGUUUUAACCACUCCUCUUCAACAACAAACGCUGAGCCUUCGAUUGUCGUGACACCUCCAAUGACUGAGAUGAGCACCACAACGGUUCACAAAUCCUCUACAGGAAUUCUGUCACGAUUACUUGCUGUUAAGAAGAGAGCAGUGUUAAUCAAUUCGACCGAAAGCCCAACUCAAGAACCUCCCACUCGUUCAAGAUGGAAGAAACAUGCUCGUUCUCAAAGCAUGUCCCGUUCGUCCAAUGUCGCCUUAAGCUGCGAAUCAACAAACGUGAGCACUUGUGGAAAUUCGUCCUCGUAUGUGAGCAGUUUUUCAAGUUCUAAAAGUUUUGGAAACAGCUUGAGUCGAGAACACUUCUCAUCCUCAAGAUCAUGCUCAGAAUUUGACUCUCACUCACCUACCAACAGCCACUACCAAUGUGACCAGUCUCCUCAACAUCACACCAAUUACCAUGAUUUUCCCUCUUCUUCUCAGCAAUCUAAAAAAAGCAUUUCCGUAAGAGGCAAAUCACCCAAGCAAAAAAUGACCGAAGUCCAAGCCAGCUGUCACCUCACCUCCCCGCAUCAUGACGCCAUGUUUUCUUCAAACAGAGGAACAACGUUAGUUGAGGGUGAUGAUGGCUUGGAUGGCGGUGUGAUUCCUUCCACAACAACAACAACGACAUCACCAAGAAGUACUACAACGUCCAGUACAACUCACACUGCAAGAAACUACAAAAACGUUUUUUUGAAUAUGGUCGAUGAUCACAUUUCAUCGUUUUUGAAAAAGAAUUCUUUCAGAAACAACAACAGGUCUUCCAUAAUGAAUGAUAUGAAUAUAUCACAAACAUCAUCUCGGAAGUUAACAUUGGCUGAUUGCCCUCCUGAAAUUUUGCUUUACAUUGCAAGUUUUGUUUUAUCCACCAUCAAUUGUUGUGAUUAUCCGACGGAAAAAUCUUCAUCGCCCGUUGGAAUUAUUGUUGGCUCUGCAUUCAAUUUUUCAACCUCUAGUUUGUCACCUUCUGGAUUCAUGUUUGAAUCGAGCAGUAACAUUUCAUCACGAAGUGGAAGACAUUCAUCCACUUUGAAACGGUUUGAAUAUUAUCCUAAAUAUACCAUGUUUCCUAAAGAGUUGACACGAGAUUAUUUCAGUAUGAUGUUAAGCUGUAAAACGUUUUACUGUGCACUCAACUAUGAUCCAGAAAUUAAGAAUGACAUGAAAAAUGGUUUAGUCGAGGGAUUUUGGGAGUAUAUUCUUUUUUGGCAUUAUGUUUAUCCAAAUUUUGCGUCUAUUGACAAGAUGGAUGAUUUUAUGACAGAUCUAAGGUUAAGAAAACCACCAGAACUUUCCUAUAAGAGAAUAUAUCAAUAUGUGAACACACAAGUGCAACAAAUCAAGGUACAAAUUCCAAAAAAGAAAAAUUCAUUUGAUCCCACCAAUUACUUUUACCUUUUAGUGGCUGGAGUUAACAGUCUGGUCAUACAAACUAUUAGAGCUUUGUUCUAUGAAAGCAAAUCUGAUUUCGAAUGUAAGAGCAUUCGAUUCGAUGGAGAGGAAUUCAAAGUGAGAAUUGAAUCUUGUAGUUUUAUGGAUUAUUCUCUUGCUCCAAACAGUGCUGAAUAUAAAUUCAGAGGGACAGACGGUAUUCUAUUUGUUUGUUACAUGUCGAGUAGAAAAUCACUAGAUGCAAUGAUCAAGUAUAUUGAAAAAUGUAUUGACUUUCGUAAAAAGGAUGAUGCUCGAACGACUAUGGAUCCACCUGCAGCAAUAAUUAUGGGUAACAUUACUAACAAUACGACCAUUCAAGAACUCACACUUGCUGAUCUCUUAGAAGUUAAGAAUACGUACUCCUAUUUUAUCAGAGAUGUAGUGAUUGUUAAUACGGACACACUUGAUAACAUUCAAUCCUCAUUUGAAAAGGUGGCAACAAUGAUGUAUAAAACUAAAAUGAAGAGCUAUGUAAAUACUAUUCCAAUUAUUGAGGAAACCCUCAGAAAAGAUGAGGAAACACUUACUACAGACAUAAGGAGAGGGAAACGAAGGGAUAGCCAUCAGAGAUGUUCUGUCAUGUAA